UAUAAGAACUCAAAGAAACUAUAGACUGAGACGACAACUACUUUAGAUCACUGAAAGUCCCAGUGUUUUUCAAGGGUUUUGAGAGUUCUCAAAUCAUACAUUUACAUCCUCCUCCACUCCCUCCAUAUGAUCCUUUAAAAGCGAAAAACCAAAUCCAAACCAAACCAAACCCAGAAUUUGCAGCAAAUCAAUUAUGGCGACCAUGCCCGCAUCCGCAUCAGAUCUGUUGAAGUCCUUCAAACUCAAAACCAAGCAACAAGAACUCUUGAUCCGAGUCUCCAUCCUCUGUCUCGUCUACAUCUUGGCAUUCAUCACUCGUCUCUUCUCUGUCCUCCGUUAUGAAUCCAUGAUCCAUGAAUUUGACCCCUACUUCAAUUAUCGCACCACUCUUUACCUCACCGAGAACGGCUUCUACGAUUUCUGGAAUUGGUUCGACUAUGAAAGCUGGUACCCUUUAGGCCGAAUAGUCGGCGGCACCCUUUACCCAGGUCUCAUGGUGACCGCCGUUCUUAUUUAUCGCAUCCUCCGUUUCCUUCGUUUCGCCGUCCAUAUCCGCGAAGUCUGCGUUUUAACAGCUCCGUUUUUCGCUUCCAAUACGACCCUCGUCGCUUAUUUCUUCGGGAAAGAAAUCUGGGAUUCCGGUGCCGGUCUUGUCGCCGCCAUUUUGAUCGCCAUUUGUCCUGGUUACAUAUCCAGGUCCGUGGCUGGUUCUUAUGAUAAUGAAGGGGUCGCCAUUUUCGCUUUGCUUUUCACGUUUUAUGUCUUCGUGAAGGCCGUUAAUACGGGAUCGUUGGCUUGGAGCUUGGCUUCGGCGUUUGGUUAUUUUUACAUGGUUUCAGCUUGGGGAGGAUAUGUUUUUAUUAUUAACUUGAUCCCACUUUAUGUGCUGGUGCUCUUGAUUACUGGGAGGUAUUCAAUGAGAUUAUAUGUUGCAUAUAAUUGUAUGUAUAUUUUGGGAAUGUUGCUUGCAAUGCAGAUCCGCUUUGUCGGGUUUCAACAUGUGCAAUCCGGUGAACAUAUGGCCGCCAUGGGCGUCUUCUUCUUGAUGCAGGUUUUCUACUUUUUAGAUUGGGUGAAGCACAUGCUUAGUGACACAAAAUUGUUUCAAGCUUUCUUGAGGAUCACCGUGACUUGUGCAGUCGCUGUGGGUGGUAUUGCUUUGGGAUUAGGCAUGGUAUCUGGUUAUAUUUCACCUUGGACAGGAAGGUUUUACUCUUUGCUGGAUCCAACAUAUGCCAAGGAUCACAUUCCCAUCAUUGCAUCUGUCUCUGAGCAUCAGCCAACAGCGUGGUCAUCUUUCAUGUUUGAUUUCCAUAUCCUGCUUUUCCUUUUCCCAGCUGGUCUUUAUUUCUGCUUCAAACGGUUGUCUGAUGCCACUAUAUUUAUCGUCAUGUAUGGUUUGACAAGUAUGUAUUUUGCUGGUGUUAUGGUUCGGUUGAUUCUUGUUGCUACACCCGCAGUUUGCCUUAUUAGUGCCAUCGCUGUUUCCGCCACUGUGAAGAACUUGACUGUGCUGUUGAGGUCGAAGAACAAGGUUGUCCAAACUGGUUCCACUAAGGGAAGUGGCGGUUCAAAGUCCUCUUCUAAGGCUUUACUUGAUCAGUCCCAGCCUUUCCAGAAAAAUGGGGCGAUUGCACUGCUCUUUGGUGCCUUUUACUUGCUCAGUAGGUAUGCUACCCACUGUACAUGGGUCACUUCAGAAGCUUACUCAUCUCCUUCAAUUGUACUGGCUGCAAGAGGUGCCCAUGGGAAUAGAGUUAUUUUUGAUGAUUAUCGUGAGGCUUAUUUUUGGCUUCGGCAAAAUACUCCUCAAGAUGCCAAGGUGAUGUCUUGGUGGGAUUAUGGGUAUCAAAUCACUGCCAUGGGAAACAGAACUGUUAUUGUUGACAACAACACUUGGAAUAAUACUCAUAUCGCUACUGUUGGGCGUGCUAUGUCAUCUUACGAAGAUGAGGCAAUUGAGAUAAUCAGAUCACUUGACGUUGAUUAUGUAUUAGUUGUCUUUGGAGGUGUUACAGGGUAUUCCUCCGAUGACAUUAACAAAUUUUUGUGGAUGGUGAGAAUCGGAGGUGGAGUCUUCCCUGUAAUCAAGGAACCUGAUUACCUCGUUAAUGGUGAAUAUCGUGUUGAUAAAGGCGCUGCUCCUAAAAUGUUGAAUUGCCUCAUGUACAAGCUAUGCUACUAUCGGUUUGGAGAGAUGCUGACGGAAUAUGGAAAACCGCCCGGCUAUGAUCGUGCACGAGGCGUCGAAAUUGGAAAUAAAGAUGUUAAACUCGAGCACUUGGAAGAGGCAUUUACGACAUCGAACUGGAUUGUUCGUAUUUAUAGAGUUAAACCACCAAAUAAUAGGUGGUGGUUGAACCGAUACAAGUUUGGCUGAACCAGUAACAAACCGGUUUUAUAUACUUUUCUUAUUUAAAAUUUAUGCUUAUAUUUAGUGAGAUUUGAAUUUGUAAUCACUUAGUUUUAUAUUAAAAUUUGUACAUGUAAAAUACAUAUUUUUGUUAAACUAUAUAAUAUUUAUUUAUAGCUUAAAAAAUAUUAAAAUAGUUGGUUAAA
Molecule: messenger RNA, 2559 nt
Organism: Gossypium arboreum
Lineage: Eukaryota; Viridiplantae; Streptophyta; Magnoliopsida; Malvales; Malvaceae
Product: dolichyl-diphosphooligosaccharide--protein glycosyltransferase subunit STT3B
Exons: 7
Coding region: 194-2380 (728 amino acids)
Cellular component (GO): membrane
Molecular function (GO): oligosaccharyl transferase activity
Source: RefSeq, a predicted model, not a curated record